GCAGCACAGUCUAGACUGCGUCCCUUCUGCAAUUCACGGAAUACGAAUAAGAGCAUUUGUUCUUUCCGGUGAUGCAGAUCGAUGUGUUCGAGUUCGCCGAAGUUGGUUUUUUCGCUUGCUUGUCAUCCUUGUCAGAAUCAGUUGCAAUUCUCAUAUCAAAUACCAUUGCAGCCGGUACAUAAAAAUUCAGUUUCAAACUACGUAGAAGUAGAUUUCUUUAUUCGAUAUCCGGCCCUAGCACCCGUGAAAAUCGUCGUAUCGAGUGUCCUCGUGCAACGUGCUGCUUCAGAGCGCAGGUUUCGAAGUUGCUUUGGGUACUGCAAAAUUGACAUUGCCGAAUGUCGCACAUGUAGCAAAACUCUGAACCGCCGCACCCUCUCGGAAACCGAACUGCAGCCUGAAGAAGAGCCCCAACAAGCACGGAGGAUCGGUCUAAAACCACACACGCUUGGUGGAGAAGCAUGUUUUCCGCCGGAAAAAGGUUGCUGUCGUCGGCAAAGCCAAGCAACCUGCACGUACCACCAGAACCUGAAGUUCAUGAUGAUUUCCUAAGUAUGAGUUUCGGAAGUAGUUCAAGUUAUCUUUUUCUUUUGCAUCAUGUAGAGAUCGUUCAUUUGUCGCUCGGCCUAGAUACGCCAAACCAAUCCCGGCUGUUUUUUUUUACUCUAAACAUGCAAUGAAAAUAAAAUCAGGUAAUAACAAGCGCGUCCCAGUAUGAAGCGCUAAAGAUGAGCUCAAGAGCCUUGGUUGGCUAUUUUAGUGCGGGUUUCAGCACGCCAUCGAAAAUAUACGAGAAAUCCUUUGCCGAAAUGGCAGGCAAGAACAGCGACUACACCUUUUUCACCUGCGACAUAGACGCAGCGCCGACGGUAUUAAAAUUGAUUAUCAUGAUUCUGAUAUUACAUUUAGCUUUGGUUUCUUUUGCCGACCGUGAAUAUGGCGAUGAUUCAGGAGAGGAGAGGGUUCAGCGCGGUGGGGAUAUGUAGAUGCUCAUGUGAUCAUAUUGGUCUGCAUGUUCUACUUUCUUGUUUCAGGUGGCCUAUGAUUGCGAGGUGGUUGACGUUCCGUCAGUCUCGGUGUUGCCGCUUGGAUCGAAGCCAGAUGGGUCGACCUUUGACAAGUCGGACAUGGUAACGCUGCGCGCCGGAGAAAGCCUCGAUUAUGGCACGGUACAAUUUGUCGUGGUUCUUGUCUCUUCUGUUGUUUUGUAUUCUGUCUGCUCUGUUAGUGUUACUGUUGUAGUUUGUUAGAACUGUUUUGCAUUCGAUUCUCUUCUUGUAUGAUCCUCUGCGACGCACCAGUUAUCUGAAGGAGCAACCCUCUUCUUCUUAAGUAUCCGAAAACAAAACCCGCGGGCCGGCACUCGAUGCUGUUAAUCUCACAAGGUAAUACCCAAGGCUCAGGGCGUUUUGGAUGGAAUGCCGCUGAACUGCACGGACCUCACGGCGGGGCAGCGAAAGCCAUGGCGAUUUGACCCUGCAACUGGGACCACUUUGCCACCGCUACCCUAA
Molecule: messenger RNA, 1511 nt
Organism: Amoebophrya sp. A120
Lineage: Eukaryota; Dinophyceae; Syndiniales; Amoebophryaceae
Source: the annotation of a GenBank genome assembly